AUGCCUGCCAGCAGCACCGAGCCGACGAAGCACAUUACCCUGCACAACUUCCUGAAGCAGCAGCAGCUGCUGCAGCACCGCCUCAAGCCCACUGCCGUGCUCUGGGGCUGGCCGGCGACGCCGCGCCCGGCGCCGGACGACGCGGCGGACGACGCCGACGGCAUGGGCGGCGGGGCGUGGCCGCCGCGCUCGUACACGUGCGCCUUCUGCCGCCGCGAGUUCCGGUCCGCGCAGGCGCUGGGCGGGCACAUGAACGUGCACCGCCGCGACCGCGCCAAGCUGCGCGGCCAGUUCGGCGCCGCGGCCGCGCAGCUGGGCGCGGCGGCUGUCUCCGAGGCGCCCGCCACCGCCGCGGCGACGACCGAGUACGCGCUGCUGUACCCCGUGCUCAACUCCACCGCCGCCGGCGCGCGGGCCGUGUUCAUCCCCAGCGGCGACGUGCUGCUCUCCACGCCCGUGGCAAUGGCGCACGGCCACCGGUGCCAGCAGAGCGACGACGAGAACGACACGGACAUUGACCUGGAGCUGCGCCUCGGGUGGCCGUGA
This is a messenger RNA of Aegilops tauschii subsp. strangulata, 546 nucleotides long. NCBI's taxonomy places the organism in Eukaryota, Viridiplantae, Streptophyta, Magnoliopsida, Poales, Poaceae. The record is from RefSeq and is a predicted model, not a curated record.